Messenger RNA from Monopterus albus (swamp eel), 7351 nucleotides. It is a transcript of the gene supt6h, whose product is annotated as SPT6 homolog, histone chaperone and transcription elongation factor. Gene Ontology annotation, molecular function: DNA binding; histone binding; nucleosome binding. Lineage: Eukaryota; Metazoa; Chordata; Actinopteri; Synbranchiformes; Synbranchidae. The transcript has 38 exons. Bases 327 to 5630 code for a protein of 1767 amino acids. Gene Ontology annotation, biological process: nucleosome organization; transcription elongation-coupled chromatin remodeling; transcription elongation by RNA polymerase II. The record is from RefSeq and is a predicted model, not a curated record. Gene Ontology annotation, cellular component: transcription elongation factor complex.
UAUGAUUUAUUUCGUGUAUAUGUGCCGUCGCUUUAUUUUUAUGAUAAUGUGGCAAAAUAUCUAUAAAGUACUGUGAUCGCUUAUACUGUACAAUCUUGUUUAUUGUUUCUGGUUUUUGUCGAGUUGCCGUGGGCCGGCAGGGGGCGUCACCUUGCUAAUGAUAAGGUUGGAAGUUCCCGUCACUGCAUCCCGGAAUUUUUAUCACACCGCUUGUUCUCGGCCAUUUUUACAAGUAUAAUCGUCUUGAAACACAAAACACAACACACCCCGUUAUUAUCGUAAAUAUUUGCGGAAUAUAUUACCGCCGUGAGACGUGAACAGCAGUCAUGUCAGACUUCAUUGACAGCGAGGCUGAGGAGUCAGAGGAGGAAUUUGAAGAGAAAGACCUAAAGCCUAAAAAGACCCAGAGGUUUUUGGAAGAUGAUGAUGAAGAAGAAGAGGAGAACACAGAGGACCAGGAUGAGCAAGGAAAUUUACGAGGGCUCAUUGAUGAUGGAGAAGAGGAGGGAGAGGAGGAGGAGGAAGAAGAAGAAGCUCAAAGAAGUAGGAGUGGAGGGGGGAGUGACUCAGAGGAGGAAGUGAGGCAUCGGCGUAAAAAGCGAAGUUAUGACGACUACCUGGAUGAUGAUGAUCUUGACCUGAUUGAGGAAAACUUGGGUGUUAAAGUAAAAAGGAGGAAGAAGAAAUAUGACCGUGUAAAAACACUGGAUGAUGAUGAAGAAGAUGACGAUGAGAAGGACUUAAUUGCAGAUGAGAUCUUUCAUGGGGAUGGAGAAGGCGAGCUGGAGGAAGGCGAGGCUGUGGAUGAGUCUCUCCAGCAAGCAGAUGAUGAUGAAGAAGGAGAGGACGAGGAGUCAGAUAUAGAUGAUUUUAUUGUGGAUGAUGAUGGCCAACCCAUCACCAAAAAAAGGGGCAAGAAAUUCCCAGGAUACACUGAUGCAGCCCUCCAGGAAGCUCAGGAGAUUUUUGGUGGCGACUUUGACUUUGCUGAUUUUGACGGUGACCUUUACGAUCAGGGUGAGGAGGAGGAAGAGGACCAGGAAGAAGAGAGCUGGGACCGGCCAAAGAAACAGACUAAGAGAAGGCUGGGGAGGAAGAGCAUCUUUGAGAUCUAUGAGCCCAGUGAGCUGGAAAGCAGUCACAUGACUGACCAAGACAAUGAGAUCCGCUCUGCAGACAUGCCUGAGAGGUUCCAGCUGCGAUCCAUUCCUGUUAAACCAGCUGAGGAUGAUGAGCUGGAAGAGGAAGCAGAGUGGAUCUUCAGACAUGGCUUCUCCACUCUUACUAUAUCUAUGCAGGAGAGCACAGAUUAUCUAGACAGGGGGACAACCACAAACUUCAGCAGGCACGUUGCCAAGAUCAAAGAGGCCCUGAACUUCAUGAGGAAUCAGCAGUUUGAGGUUCCAUUCAUAGCUUUUUACAGGAAAGAAUAUGUUGAACCAGAGUUAAACAUCAAUGACUUAUGGAAGGUGUGGCAGUGGGAUGAAAAGUGGACUCAGCUGAAGACCCGGAAGCAGAAUCUGACCCGGUUGUUUCAGAAGAUGCAGUCCUACCAGUUUGAGCAGAUCUCUGCUGACCCUGAGAAACCUUUGGCUGAUGGUAUCCGUCCUCUAGACACCGCUGAUAUGGAGAGACUGAAAGAUGUGCAGACACUAGAAGAGCUGGGUGAUGUGUACAAUCACUUUCUGCUCUACUAUGGUCGAGACAUCCCCAAGAUGCAGAAUGCUGCCAAGGCCAACAAGAAGAGACUCAAGAAGAUCAAAGAAGUGUCAGAGGAUGGUGAAGAAGAACCAUUGGAGGUAGAAGAGGAAGAAGAACAGAAAGGACCUGACCUCAAGCUGGCAUCUCGUAGGGAUAUGUACAGCAUCUGUCAGAGCGUAGGACUUGAUGGCUUGGCUAAAAAGUUUGGCUUAACUCCAGAGCAGUUUGGAGAAAAUCUGAGAGACAGUUACCAGCGUCAUGAGACAGAGCAGUUCCCUGCUGAGCCUCUAGAGCUGGCCAAAGACUAUGUUUGCAGUCAGUUUACCACUCCCGAAGCAGUGCUGGAAGGAACCAGGUACAUGGUGGCCAUGCAGAUUGCUCGGGAACCUCUAGUCAGACAUGUUCUCCGGCAGACCUUUCAGGAGAGGGCCAAGAUCAACAUCAAACCUACAAAGAAGGGCAAAAAGGAGGUAGAUGAGGCUCAUUUUGCCUACUCUUUCAAGUAUCUUAAGAACAAGCCUGUAAAAGAGCUGAAUGGGGAUCAGUUCUUGAAGAUGUGUCUGGCUGAGGAGGAGGGGCUGCUUUCCAUUGACAUCUGUAUUGACCUUAUAGGGGUCAAGGGAUAUGCUGGAGACCAAACAUACUUUGAUGAGAUCAAACAGUUCUACUACAGGGAUGAGUUCAGUCAUCAGGUGCAGGAGUGGAACAGACAACGAACCUUGGCCAUAGAGAGAGCUCUGAAUCAGUUCCUCUAUCCUCAGAUGGCCAAGGAGCUCAAGAGCAAACUGAUCGCUGAGGCCAAAGAGAGCAUUGUCAGGUCCUGCUGUCGCCGGUUGUAUAACUGGCUUAAGGUGGCUCCCUACAGGCCAGAUCAGCAGGUUGAGGAAGAUGACGACCUGAUGGAUGAGAGUCAGGGGAAAGGCAUUCGUGUACUGGGUGUAGCUUAUGCACCCAGCAGAGAUACACCAGUUUUCUGUGCUCUGAUCAAUGGGGAAGGAGAGGUGGUGGACUUCCUGCGUCUGCCCUACUUCAUGAAGAGGAGGAACGCCUUCAGGGAGGAUGAGAGAGAGAAGAAGGCGAAUGACAUUGAAAAUCUCAAGAAGUUUCUGUCCAGCAAGAAACCUCAUGUGGUGGCUGUUGCUGGAGAAAACCGAGAUGCCCAAAUGAUCAUGGAGGACAUCAAGAGGACUAUCAGCGAGCUUGAACAAGAGUCCUCUCUGCCUGCUGUGGGAGUGGAACUUGUCGACAAUGAAUUGGCCACAUUGUACAUGAAUGGAAAGAAGUCUGAGGCUGAUUUUAGGGAUUACCCUCCCUUGCUGCGACAAGCUGUGUCAAUAGCGAGGAAGAUCCAGGAUCCCCUGGUGGAGUACGCUCAGGUCUGCAGCACUGACGAGGAUAUUCUCUGCCUCAAACUGCAUCCACUGCAGGAACAUGUGGUGAAGGAGGAUUUGCUCUCUGCUCUUUACUGUGAAUUCAUCAACCGUGUCAAUGAGGUUGGAGUGGACGUGAACAGGGCCAUUGCUCAUCCUCACACUCAGAGCCUGGUUCAGUAUGUCUGUGGUUUGGGACCCAGGAAGGGUUCCCACCUGCUCAAGAUUCUGAAGCAGAAUAACACUCGACUGGAAAACAGAACCCAACUGGUCACAAUGUGUCACAUGGGACCCAAGGUUUUUAUCAACUGUGCUGGUUUCAUUAAGAUCGACACUGCAUCACUUGGGGACAGUACAGACUCCUACAUUGAGGUUCUAGAUGGAUCUCGUGUCCACCCUGAGACGUACGAGUGGGCACGCAAGAUGGCUGUGGAUGCACUCGAGUAUGAUGAGUCCGCAGAAGAUGCCAACCCAGCUGGAGCACUGGAGGAGAUCUUGGAAAAUCCAGAACGUCUCAAAGAUCUGGACCUGGAUGCCUUUGCUGAAGAACUUGAGAGACAGGGUUACGGCAACAAGGGAAUUACUCUGUAUGACAUCCGUGCAGAACUGAGCUGCAGGUACAAAGACCUCAGAGUUGCCUACAGAGUCCCCAACACUGAGGAGGUCUUUAACCUGCUCACCAAGGAGACUCCGGAGACCUUUUACAUUGGUAAGCUGAUCACCAGUGUAGUAACUGGCAUCGCUCACCGGCGGCCUCAGGGAGAGACCUAUGACCAGGCCAUCCGUAACGAUGCUACUGGGCUGUGGCAGUGUCCCUUCUGCCAGCAGGACAACUUUCCUGAACUCAGCGAGGUAUGGAAUCACUUUGACAGUGGAUCGUGUCCAGGUCAGGCCAUUGGGGUGCGGAGCAGAUUAGAUAAUGGUGUCCAGGGAUUCAUUCCCACCAAGUUUCUCAGUGAUAAAGUGGUCAAACACCCUGAGGAGAGGGUCAAGGUGGGCAUGACAGUUCACUGUCGCAUCAUGAAAAUUGACAUUGAGAAAUUCAGCGUCGACCUCACAUGUCGCACCUCUGAUUUGAUGGACAAGGCCAAUGAGUGGAAGCUCCCCAAGGACAGCUACUAUGACUUUGACACAGAGUCUGAAGACCAAAAACUGGAGGAGGAGAUGAAGAAGAAACGACAGCGAACACCAUAUAUAAAGCGUGUGAUUGCACACCCCAACUUCCACAAUAUCAGUUUCAACCAGGCAGAGAAGAUGAUGGAGACCUUGGACCAGGGAGACUUGAUCAUCAGACCCAGCAGCAAGGGAGAGAACCACCUUACUGUCACCUGGAAGGUGGCUGAUGGUAUCUACCAGCAUGUGGAUGUGAGAGAAGAAGGCAAAGAGAAUGCGUUCAGCUUAGGACACACCCUCUGGAUCAAUACCGAAGAGUUUGAAGAUCUGGAUGAAAUCACUGCCCGGUACAUUCAGCCCAUGGCAUCAUUUGCCCGGGAUCUACUGGGGCAUAAGUACUUCCAGGAGUGCAAUGGGGGCAGCAAGGAGAAAAUGGAAGAGUUAUUGAACAGAGCAAAGAGGGAGAAGCCUACUUUUAUUCCUUACUUUAUUUCGGCUUGUAAAGAUCUGCCAGGAAAGUUCAUACUGGGCUACCAGCCUCGCGGGAAACCACGGGUUGAGUAUGUCACCAUCACCCCAGAUGGCUUCCGCUACCGUUCACAGAUAUUUCCUACAGUAAAUGGAUUAUUCCGUUGGUUUAAGGACCAUUACCAAGAACCUGUACCAGGCAUCACUCCCAGCAACAGCAGCCGAACAAGGACACCUGCAUCCCUGAAUGCCACCCCAGCAAAUAUCAACAUCGCAGACUUGACACGAGCUGUCAACGCCCUCCCACGCAACAUGACCUCUCAGAUGUUCAGCGCCAUUGCUGCAGUCACAGGCCAGGGCCAGAACCCCAACGCCACCCCUGCACAGUGGGGUUCCAGCCAGUACGGCUACAGUGGCAGCACAGGAGGAGGAGGGAGCUCCUCUGCUUAUCAUGUGUUUGCCACACCUCAGCAGCCCAUGGCGACUCCCAUGAUGACGCCCAGCUACUCCUACACCACACCAAGCCAGCAGGCCAUGGGCACGCCACAGUACCCUGGCUCCACCCCACAGUCCUCACACUCACAUAUGCUACCAGCAUUGGAGGCAAAGCUCACUGAAUUUGAAGCACAGCUCCACACCAUGGAAAACAGCCCAGCUAGCCAGGCCCAUGUAGCCAGUGCAGGUCCCCCUAGGCGUAGCUCAGCCCAAGCUAGCCACCCCCUGAGAGCUUCCCAAGCAGCUGGGAUCUCAGCCAGCACCUCCCUCUUUGUCCUCCCUACCCGCAGGGCGAGCGGCAGCAGCUCCUCUGCAGUGGACUGGGGCAAGAUGGCGGAGCAGUGGCUGAAGGAGAAAGAGGCAGAGGGGCGGAAGAAAGCCCAGAGGAUGACUCCACGACCAUCGCCCAGCCCCAUGAUCGAAAGCACACCCAUGUCUAUUGCUGGAGAUGCAACACCCCUGCUAGACGAAAUGGACCGAUAGGACACAUAGGGGGGCGUCGCUACACCCCCCUUACCCAGUGCCAUCCUUUGUACUGCUGCUUCAUCUGGAUAACCCUUCACAUUUGUCUCUCCCACAACCCAUCAGCCCCUUCACCCAGCUGGCCACUAGUUGGAGCUCUCUCCAACCUGCUGUAUCCAUUCAUGUUCUCGUCACCUCCUGAUAUUGUGGCUGCAGUUUGUCCGUGUGGUAUUAUGGCUCAAUUCCUUCCUUCCUCUUUUCUCCUGUCUAUCCAUCUCGUGUUUCACUUCCACGCCACCAGUCCUCGGCUCUGGCAGCAUAGUAUUUUGUACAGUAAGAAUAAUACUGUAUAUGUCUUGCAGAACAUCAGUAAAAUGACAAAAAACUUGAAUUAUCUGACAACAGUUACAUAUAGGAUAUGGACCUACACAGACUUCGUCAGAUAAGCUACUUUCUUUAAUUUUGUGAAGGGUUUUAGUUUGAACUAAGUGAUUUUGACAGAGGGGCACGGUUACAGUUUCCAGAACCCACCUUUCCUCCCUUAUGGUUGGUGGAUUUUUGCAAGCAGCUCCCAAAAUAGUGCUUUGCCAAGCCAAUCAGGAAAUUUAAUUUGUGUAUGAGAUGCAUCAGAAAGAAUAAAGACACUUUUUUUGUUUGAAACUUAAAGCCUCUGCAUUUCACAUCUGUCAAAGCAAAUACAUCUGUGACUUACAGACACAUGCAGGUGUGAGGGGCAAAGCUACUUUAGACAAUUCAUUCAAGAAGAGCUUGAGUUUCUGUCAUAUGUGAGUUGUCGCUACUUGUUUCCACCACAUGCUGUGCUGUGAUCAGCUGACUGUAUUUUGGCUCCUGUAGAUAACCUCUAAUGUACUGUGUGGACACAUCUCAUGUACCACACCAGAGCUAAUGCUAGUUGAAUCUGACCACUUCAUGUACAUUUAGAUGAGGCAGAUAAGACGCUAGCUCACAUUUUAAGUUGGCUGAUUUUAGUAACAAAAUCUAAUUGACAGAUGAUCCAUGUUGAAGAAGCUCAGCAUGUCGCACAGAGCAUCCAUGGCAGUUUGUCAGAGGGUGAUUUGGAAGUUUGCUCUAAUUUCAGUGUCUUGUAUCUUUAGUCUUUGCAGUUGAGUGUUUUACUUUUAACUUUUGUUUGAUGUUUGCCACCUUGUAGGAUGUGAUCUCACACCACUGCUGCAAUCCAUCCCUGACAGUAUCGCUUUUGCCACAAAAUGUCAGUUUGUUUGUUUUUUUUAUCUGCAACAAAAAAAUUAGGAUGUUAGAGUGGCUGAGUUCAAAUUUCUUUAACUGUAACACUAUCAGCACAAUAUAGUACCGAGCUGACCCACAGUGUUUGUAAUCCUGAUUCUGUAUAAUAAUCUGAACUGCACGCAGCUUCUUCCGUAAAAUGAAUAUAUUGUUGUAAAAAUCAUGAAUCUUGUAGCUGCGUUUUAGGAUGCUCUGACUCUUGACUUGUGCAUUCAGUGUUUGUUUGUAUUGAGGCUGUGCCUCUGUGCCACAGUACAAACAAGCAGCGCUGGUAUCCAGUGAUGUGCUUCAUCUUGCAGCGUGCAAAGUAUCACAGUCCCAUAACAUGCAUAUUGUUUUAAAUAACUGUUUUUUUUUUGAGUAAACUUGCUUGACUUUGCGUCUCUUAAGAUAUUGCAUCUUUCUCAGAGAGGCUGUGAUCGGUUGUCGGCAGCAGUUGGUGAUGGAGGAGAAAUGGUGUCUCUGGUGCUGUUGAU